ACCCUGUUGAAUAUCCUACAUUCGGUGCUGCGAUUUAAAAAUAUCUUUCCUCUUUUCAAAGCGCACCUGUAAUAUUUGCUUAUCAUCUGUCGAAAAUACAGGGUAUUUAUAUUGCAAAAAUGGCGCUACUUUAUACAAGACUUCUGUGCCGACGCAAUGUUGAUUUUCGACAUUUUCGGGCCCUAUACACAUCCAGCCCUCUCUGCAUAACAAUAUCAAAUCCUUCACGUAUAACAUGUGAAUCUCAUGAUGAGAAGAAUAUGCGUCUAAAGAGACCAAUGUCACCGCAUUUGUCAAUCUAUGAAAUCCAGUUGACAGCUCUACUUUCAAUAACACAUCGGACUACUGGCAUAAUAUUAUCUUCUUAUGCAAUGUUCCUUGGUUUAGGUACAUUGUUUAUACCAGGUGGUAUCCCCUGUUUUAUAGAAAUAAUGGAGAGCCUAUGUUUAUCUUCUCCCGUAUUGUUCGCUGGCAAGACAUGUUUAGCCCUGCCUGCUACCUAUCAUUUAUUCAAUGGAAUACGUCAUUUGGCUUGGGAUAUGGGGAUGUUUCUUUCAAUCAAAGAAGUAUAUAGCACUGGAUACACAGUAUCUGCAUUGUCAAUUAUUUCUGCGCUUGUACUUGCAGCAAUGUAAGAGUAUUAUUCAUGUGUCAGGAGACAAUUUUUCUUUACAAAUUAGUUGUAUUGUCAAAUCGCUUCAAGCCUAUACUGUAUUAUUAAUACUGUUGUAACUACUGAAUAAAAUAAUAGAACUCGUACAUA
Molecule: messenger RNA, 763 nt
Organism: Dinoponera quadriceps
Lineage: Eukaryota; Metazoa; Arthropoda; Insecta; Hymenoptera; Formicidae
Product: succinate dehydrogenase cytochrome b560 subunit, mitochondrial-like
Exons: 5
Coding region: 120-635 (171 amino acids)
Biological process (GO): mitochondrial electron transport, succinate to ubiquinone; tricarboxylic acid cycle
Cellular component (GO): membrane
Molecular function (GO): succinate dehydrogenase activity; electron transfer activity
Source: RefSeq, a predicted model, not a curated record